AUGUCCCGCACCACAACCGCCCUCGUCGUGCCCGAGCUAAACGGUAAGUUCGAGCUGCGUGAAGUCCAGCUCGAUGACAUGCUCUGCCACACCGACCUGUCCUUCGCAACGGGCGUGCUACCCUGCGAGCCGAACGCCGUGCCUGGACAUGAAGGCGCGGGUGUGGUCCUCGCCGCCGGCUCCGCAGUCACCCACAUCAACACGGGCGACAAAGCCCUCCUCUCCUUCUCGCACUGCCAGACCUGCGCAGCAUGCACGUCCAGCCACCCGGCCUACCGCCACAGCUUCAACGCGCGCAACUUUGGCGGCCGCCGGCCCGACGGCACGCCCUCCAUGUUCGCAUCCACAGCCGCAGGCUGCUCCGGACAGCGGCAGGGCGUCUUCAGCGCCUUCUUCGGGCAGUCGUCCUUCGCGCGGCACACGCUGGCGCACCGGUCGACGCUGGUGAGGGUGCCGCCGGAUACGGACCUCGCGUUGUACGCGCCGCUGGGGUGCGGCAUGCAGACGGGUGCCGGGGCGGUGCUGAACUCGCUUGGGGUGAGGCCGGGGAGCUCGGUGGCCGUGUUUGGGGUGGGGUCCGUCGGGAUGGCGGCGGUGAUGGCGGCGGCGAAGAUUGCGGGGGCGGGGACGGUGGUUGCGGUGGAUCUGCAGCCGGCGAGGCUGGAGUUGGCUGUGAAGCUGGGGGCGACGCACGCGGUGUUGGGGUCGGAGGACGAUGUGGUGGGGAAGAUCAGGGAGAUUUGCCCGCCGCUUGGGGUGGACUACGCGGUGGACCGCACGGGCGUGCCGGCCGUGAUUCGGACCAUGAUAGAUUCCCUGGGGACGAGAGGGCGUGGAGCGACGGUUGGGGCACCGGGGUUUGGGAAGUGCGUGAGCGUGGAUGUUAUGGAGCAUCUCACGUACGGGAAGGAGUAUGUUGGGUGCGUGGAAGGGGAUAGUUUGCCAGAAAAGUUCAUCCCAUACCUGAUGGACGUCCACAUGAAGGGGAAGUUCCCCAUGGAGGAAUUCAUCCGGUACUACGACUUUGAGGACCACGAGAAGGCGAUUGCCGAUACCCAUUCCGGAAAAGUCAUCAAAGCCGUUCUAAGAUGGAAGUAACGGAUCUGAGCAGAUUCAAUGGAGAGAAACACGUGGGUGUUGCAAGUCUC
Chaetomium fimeti is the source of this 1148-nucleotide messenger RNA. RefSeq lists its product as uncharacterized. Lineage: Eukaryota; Fungi; Ascomycota; Sordariomycetes; Sordariales; Chaetomiaceae. The coding region runs from base 1 to 1098 and encodes 365 amino acids. Gene Ontology annotation, molecular function: oxidoreductase activity; zinc ion binding. The transcript is spliced from 4 exons. The record is from RefSeq and is a predicted model, not a curated record.